Camellia sinensis is the source of this 642-nucleotide messenger RNA. The record is from RefSeq and is a predicted model, not a curated record. NCBI's taxonomy places the organism in Eukaryota, Viridiplantae, Streptophyta, Magnoliopsida, Ericales, Theaceae.
AUGGAAAAAUCUUGGCUGGUGGCAGGGGACUUUAAUGAUUAUGGUAGCCAGAAUGAUAUAAGAAGUUUCUCUACAAACCAUAACCCUAGAAGGAGCCAAAAAUUUCUUGAUAGGGCGAACAACUGUAACUUGUUAGACUUUGAUAGCACAGGCCCCAAACUGACAUGGAUAAAUAACAGACAAGGCCUUGCCAAUACCAUGGAGAGGCUUGAUAGAGCUAUGUGCAAUGAAGAUUGGAGGACAAUGUUCUCUGAAGCAAUUGUCCAAGUGCUCCCCAGAACAUAUUCAGACCACUCUCCAUUGAUAGUCCACACCCAAGGCAUCCAAAGAGCCCAAACUACUAAUUUCUCUCACAAUUUACAGGCCUUAGAGAAGGACCUCAUCAAUCAGUACAGUGUCACUACUUUUCAAGAGGAAAUACUUUGGUUUCAAAAAUCUCGUUCUAAAUAUAUAUCCCUUGGUGAUAAAAACAGCAGAUAUUUCCAUGUUUCUACCAUAAACAAGAGGAGGAAACUUAAAAUUAAUGCCCUUAAAGAUUCUGAUGGAAACUGGAUCACAGAGAUAGAGGGAAUCAAGUCCAUUAUCUUGAACUAUUUCUCUGACCUCUUCAAGAAAACUGGCAUUCACAUUCUUAGCCAUUAG